AUGACUGGUCAUGGAGAGUACUUCGAGUUGAACAACAUUCUUUCUGGGCUAAAUACAACAAAGACAGAAUUUGUGCAUGGUUGCAUUGUAGCUGGGUGUGAUUAUCUAAGUAAUGAUAGAGGAGUAGGUAUCCACAGGGCAUUUUCAUUUGUAAAAUCUGGGAAACUGUUCGAGGAACUGAAGAAAAAACACUCACCUGCGAAUUAUGAAGAUCUCUUUCAAAUGGCACUGGCAGUCUUCCAGCACCAGUCAGUAUUUAGCCCAACAUUGUUGAGAUCAUCAUAG
Paramuricea clavata is the source of this 285-nucleotide messenger RNA. Lineage: Eukaryota; Metazoa; Cnidaria; Anthozoa; Malacalcyonacea; Plexauridae. The record is from the annotation of a GenBank genome assembly.